This is a messenger RNA of Plasmodium gaboni, 1416 nucleotides long. RefSeq lists its product as hypothetical. The record is from RefSeq and is a predicted model, not a curated record. NCBI's taxonomy places the organism in Eukaryota, Apicomplexa, Aconoidasida, Haemosporida, Plasmodiidae. The transcript has a single exon. The coding region runs from base 1 to 1416 and encodes 471 amino acids.
AUGUAUGAAUUAAACGAAGAAAAGUUGGAAAGGAUAUCCAACAAAGAUUUAAUUCGAAAAAUAAUAGAGUUACAAUAUUGUGUUAUCAAUUUAUCAGAUAGUAUGGAAAUAUUAAAAAGCAAAAAUAAAUUAUUAGAUGAAGAAAAUGAAUAUUUACAAAAAAAUAUUGAAAAUAUUGUAAAUGAUGUUAAAAAUGAAUCAACAAAUUAUUUGAACAAGACAAACAGAAAUAAAAAUGAUCAUAAUAAAAAUUAUAAUGUGGAUAUAAUAAAUGACGAAUGUAAAAAUAAUAAUAAUAAUAAUAAUUGUGCAGAUCAUAAUGUGAAGGAAAAUAAUUCAAAUAUAUAUACACAUAAUAUUAUGCCCGAUGAACAUAUAAAUGAAAAUAUUUGUUUAAUCUCAAAUAAAAAAAAAAAUAUUAUAACAACUGAACAUACUAUUAUAAAUAAUACAGAUAAUAUCGAAAAAACAAAUGUUAACGUGCAAGAGAAUAUUAAUAAGAAUUAUCAAAAUGAUAAUCAUAAAAAGAAUUAUAAACAUAUAAAUAAAGAUACUACACAACAUAAUCAUUAUAAUUUCCCCACAAAAAAUAAUAGUAAUAAUAUUUAUAAAAAUUCAUAUAUAUAUGAUAAAGAAAUUAUAGAACAAAAUAAUAUACCUACACAAACUAUUCAACAAAAAAAUGCAAACAAUAAUGUUAAAAAUAAUAUCUUAAAUACUUUAAAAGAUACUACAACCAAAAGUAAUAUAUACAAUUUAAUUAUGGAAACAGAUAAAUUAAAUUCCAUAUUUAAUAUGGCUACUAAUGUUUUAAAUAACUCUUUUUUUAAUCUAUCAAAAGAACAUCAUUACAAGAAAAAUAAUAAUCAUCACACACAUCAUAAUUAUAAAAAUAUAAAUUACAAACAAUCUUAUCAAAAGAAAACCAAUCAUAAAAAAUUAAUCAAUUUAAUAAAUCCAAAAAAUAAUCAUAUGAAUAAUGAUAAAUAUAAAAUGGAUGAACAAAAAAAUUAUAUAAACCAGGAUAAUAAAAUUGAUAAAAGAGAAGAUGAUGACAAAAAUAUUAGGAACGAUGAUAUUACAAGAGAGGGAAUAAAAGAGAAAGAUGAGGAAAUUAUCAAAGAGGAAAUAAAAGAGAAAGAUAAGGAAAUUAUCAUAGAUCAAAUAAAAGAGAAAGAUGAGGAAUUUAUCAUAGAUCAAAUAAAAGAGAAAGAUGAGAAAAUUAUCAUAGAUCAAAUAAAAGAGAAAGAUGAGGAAAUUAUCAAAGAGGAAGUAAAAGAGAAAGACAACAACAUUAUAAAAGAAGAAAUUAAAAAGGAAGACAACAACAUUAUAAAAGAGCAAAUGAAAGAAAAAGAUAAGGAAAUUAUCAAAGAUGAAAUAAACAAUAAAGACAACAGCAUUACAAAAAACUAA